Messenger RNA from Cyclocybe aegerita, 621 nucleotides. NCBI's taxonomy places the organism in Eukaryota, Fungi, Basidiomycota, Agaricomycetes, Agaricales, Hemipholiotaceae. The record is from the annotation of a GenBank genome assembly.
AUGCCUCCCAGCAAGCUUCGCGUUGUGUAUAACACGGCUAGGGAUAGCCCUCAAGGGGAAGAAAAAAUACUCUCGCUUGCCGUCACUCAACCUGUUUCCUCUCAUUCCUGGAAGGGAAAAGCGCCAUACAAGGCUGGUUCCAAGGAACAGCAGGAGGUCAUCGAUGCGGCCUAUCGUGCUGCGUCCGAGCUCGUUCCUCGUCUCAUUUGCCCACUCGGGGCACUCAUACCUCGCCCUCGUCUCUCGUACGCCUUCUCUCGUCGCUCUCAGCCUCGUUUCGACUCGCCAUUUCGACCCACCGUUGCCCCGUCUUUCGAUCUCGCCGCCAUCGCCAUUCUGAUCCCACGCUUAGCGCCCACCGUCGUCCCCCGUUUGCUGGUCGCGCGUGCCCACUGGUUAGAGCCGCACAACCGGGAACCUGUCCUCGCACCUCAGAGCCACUCAUUGCGGUGUUUUGGGCACAUCAUCGGGUUUAAUGAUUUUGGUGCUAAUCACGCCAAGAUUGCUGGAGGGUUCCAUGACCAUGUUCCUGGCAGAGGCGACCGUAGUCGGCAGUGGAUAACAGUUGAGUUCUUGAAGGACGAGGUCCCCCUUUACCACGAAAAGUCCGAUGGCAAGUGA